Molecule: messenger RNA, 854 nt
Organism: Musca vetustissima
Lineage: Eukaryota; Metazoa; Arthropoda; Insecta; Diptera; Muscidae
Product: ADP-ribose pyrophosphatase, mitochondrial
Exons: 3
Coding region: 1-849 (282 amino acids)
Molecular function (GO): ADP-ribose diphosphatase activity
Source: RefSeq, a predicted model, not a curated record
AUGUCCAAAACGAAUACAUUACUCACAGCAAUGAUUUUACAUACAACCUGCCGUAAUAAUAUUUAUCCACGAAGUGAUGUGAAACGUUUUACCGUUCCGGAUAAUUGUGUUCCAUGGAAUGUGCCAUUGGAUUAUAAACCACCAACAUAUACGUCCGCCCAUAUACUUGCCGGUCAAGUAUGGGCAGAUCCCGAUAUAAAAGAUUCACAAUUUAAACCUAAAUGGAAUUCGUUAGAUGGCAAUGUAAAUCGUGUAUCCUUUCAAGGUGCAUAUGCUAUAGACGAUCAGGGAUAUCCUCUUAAUCCUAUGGGUCGAACGGGUUUAAAGGGACGUGGCGUAUUGGGUAGAUGGGGACCAAAUCAUGCUGCUGAUCCAAUUGUUACUCGCUGGAAACGUGAUGCGGAGGGCAGUGUUUUAAAACAUGAGGACACUAAGAAGAAUAUUUUACAAAUGGUUGCCAUACAAAGACGUGACAAUGGUAUGUGGGCCAUACCCGGUGGCAUGGUAGAUCCUGGUGAAAAAGUAUCCACCACAUUGCGGCGAGAAUUUAUGGAAGAAGCAUUGGAUAGUUUUAAGGAUAAACAAAUGAUUGAAGAUUUUUUUGCCCAAGGCGUCGAGGUCUAUAAAGGUUAUGUUGAUGAUUAUCGUAAUACAGAUAAUGCCUGGAUGGAAACGGUAGCCUAUAAUUUUCAGGACGAGUCGGGAACACAAGUAGGUAAACUACAGUUAUCGGCAGGUGAUGAUGCUGCAAAAGUUCAAUGGAUGGAUUUGAAUAGAAAUAAAGAAUUGCAUGCAAACCAUUCGUGGAUAAUUGAAAAAGUCAUUAAAUUAUUAAAUGCUCAUUGGUAGACAAA